AUGGCGAUAGCGCUGGAGAUUGUUGAUGGUCUGGGUGCUGGAGCUGCUCAGCAAGCGUUACUGAAGAUAGCGGUGGAGAAGGUGUCGCGCCUUCGUAAAGAGGACUUAUGCUCGUCUAAGGCGCUUCCUCUCCUCUGGAAGUGGGUCAUUCAAUGCGGUGACCAGACGAUGCUCGACACGGUCGCAUCCAAGUUCAAGCAAACGCCGCCGAGCCUCCUCCAGCCCGUUAUCGAGUCGUUCUCGCAGCAUCUCGGUACUCUCCCUGCUUCGGACGACAGAUUUGUGGCGCUUUCUGCGAUUGCUAACAAGAGAAUCGAAUGGUUGAAUAUCCAGCUCCAAGCGUUGGGUAAACCGUUCUCUUGGGAGAUGCCGGACGCUUCCUUCCCCGACAACGCGAGAAUUCAAGCAUUUUUACGAGGCCCUGAGAGCUCAAUGGAUACCAACGGAGUUCGUCACUUCAACGGAGUUGGCCAUGCCCGCAACUACGCCGAAACGUGGAUGCGUGAGAAGCAGGUGAACGCUUCGUUCACCUUGGAAGCUGAAGGCCGAGGCGGAAGUGCGUAUGUGGUCAUUACGAAGACUCGAGCGUGGCUGUCUGAGCACCAAAAGGAACUGUUGAAGCACAAGACGGAGCUGGCCCUGCUUUCGGCAAGGUUUGGAGCUGCCGAAGGUGCUGCAAGCGGUGGUGCCAGAAAACGAGCACGACACGAGUAA
Molecule: messenger RNA, 714 nt
Organism: Phytophthora sojae
Lineage: Eukaryota; Oomycota; Peronosporomycetes; Peronosporales; Peronosporaceae
Exons: 1
Coding region: 1-714 (237 amino acids)
Source: RefSeq, a predicted model, not a curated record